This is a messenger RNA of Penicillium chermesinum, 1197 nucleotides long. Its product is annotated as GTPase domain-containing protein. Lineage: Eukaryota; Fungi; Ascomycota; Eurotiomycetes; Eurotiales; Aspergillaceae. Gene Ontology annotation, molecular function: GTP binding. The record is from RefSeq and is a predicted model, not a curated record. The transcript is spliced from 3 exons. The coding region runs from base 1 to 1197 and encodes 398 amino acids.
AUGGAAUCGGAAGCAUUGAGGAAAGAAGAGAAGAAUGAGGAUCCCCGGAGGGCUUUUUCUCCUGUCAAGGACGAAAAACCUUUGGAGACUGGAAAACGGGAAGAGAUCGAAUCUCUUUUGAAAUUGAUUAAAUUGACCGGCAGGAGUGCGGCAUUGCCACUGGUGAACUUCAUCAAACAACACUUGAGUGGCACCAGUCUGAUAUUCGUCGUCGGUGAAACGGGUUCUGGGAAAACAACCCUGUUGAGCGAGAUCACCAAGCAAGAUCUGAAAGUCGGAAGUGGGACAAGAUCAGGAACAAUUGGCCACCAGGUUGUUCCCGCUAUUGUCCAUGGCAAGCAAUACAUAUUCGUGGAUACCCCUGGUUAUGGAGCGGCCGACCUAGACGACAAGGUGGUAUAUGAUGACAUCAUGGGCUGUGUAUAUGCCCUUGGGCCUUGGGUCAAUACCGUGGGCGUGUUGUUUGUACACGACAUGUGCAAAAUCAGACUGACAGCAGGCGAAAUGAAGACAAUUCAGUGGCUUCAAUGCUUCUGCGGCCCACGAUUUUUCCACAACAUCACCAUCGUUCUGACUCAGUGGGACAGAAUUCACCAAGAUGAGCUGGAAGAAGCCUACCAAAUUGGAGAGGAAUUCAAGAGAGACGCAUUCCAUUCGAUCUUGCAUCCCUCCCAUGGCGUCAUUGGCGGACGGGUUUACAAUCAUGGCUUGAUAACCGGAUCUAGCUCUGCUGAUUUGAAAGCUCUCUCGCGGAAGAAAUUUCUGGAUGAUCGCAGAGUAAUGGCGGCCAAUUUUGUACGUGAUUAUUACGGUCAUGUCCAGAACGUUCCCAAGCUCCAAGUGAAGACCGAACUAGACUUGGGGUGGUCUUUGUACGAGAUCCAGGCUGCUAAAUGCCUAUUCACUCCAUCUCCAAGUUCAAUCACCGUUGUCGUGCUCCGCGAAAAAGCCAUGGUGUUGGAUGUUGACGCUGCCUUUGAUCGAAAGGAUGACAAAAAAGAAGACCUCAGCCCCUCAGAAGGUGACAGCGAGAGUCCUCCAAAUGUCUGGAAAUGGUGGGAGGUAGCAAAGGAAGCCGCCUGGCUUUUCUUCAGGUCCAAAGUCCACCUGCGACCGUUCGUCGAUCUGGCCUCUUAUACGGCGGAACAAUGGAGUAAGGUCAGCCAAUGGUGGUCUGGAGAGAGCCCGCCUCAAUGA